CGGUGGGGUGCUGCUCCAGCUGUGACCGCGUGCACUUGGGUGUUCGUGUGUGUGUGUUUGGGGGGAGCAGCAAGAAGAGUGUUGUUUUUUUACUACACACACUGCCAGUGUGAGAGAAGUGAAGAAGAAGCAGCCCAAGAGUUACGCAGCGUGUGGUAGAGAUCGACGAAAGUUGUGCAACGAAAAUUUGUUUUGUGUUUAAAAUGAAGUGGAAGAGAUAAAGUGCAGAAAAAGUAAAUAAUUCAACAAGUCUUCAUGAAUUGUUAAUGUGACAGGAAGCAAAGAUAAAGAAGAAUAAAAGGUUAAAGGUUAUAAACCAAUCUUCGUAAAAGUGCAUCUUCUGAAAAGAAGAAAAUUAAUGUGAUUGUUGAUCAAACCAAUAAGAAGAAACCCACUAUUGGAUACCACCCCCUAGCAGCAGUUGCAGUUUUGAUUUUUUUUUUUUUGCGAGUUCAAGUUUCAUCUUUCGUCACCAAAUCAAACUGGUCUCCUGAUGCACUAUUCCCGCGACAACGCCAGCGUUGCCACUGUCCCCGGCGUCAUCGCCACUUGAAGAUGCCGCUGCUGCCGGCAGCGUUAUUGUUUGGCCACGAAUCGUGCCAAUCGUGCCAACAGGCGGCCUCCACUCCCAGGGCCUCUCGUGUGAGGGAGGAUGCUCAAGUCAGCAAAAUUUGCCGUGAUUUUCAGUGAAAAGGACGCAAUAGUUGGUGUGUGUGUGUGUUUUGUCCCCGCCAGAAAUUGUGAUCUAGGUUAAGGUUUUUUUUGCGAGUGAUUGAUUGUGCCGUUUAUUCUUUGUGAGAUUUUUUCCUUCUGUUUUGAUUGUGAAAAGAAAAGGUCGCAAACAUGGGCGACAGCACGAUGGGAUCGGUCAGCUUUCUCCACCUGGGGGACAUUGUGUCCCUCUACUCGGAGGGAAGCAUUUCCGGAUUCCUGAGCACUCUGGGCCUCGUCGAUGACCGCGUCGUCGUGUGUCCGGGCGCGGGUGAUCUGAACGACCCGCCGGAAAAGUUCCGCGACUGCCUGAUCAAGAUCUGCCCGAUGAACCGGUACUCGGCCCAGAAGCAGUUCUGGAAGGCGGCCAAACAGAGUACGACCACCAAUACGGACACUAGCUUGCUGAAGCGAUUGCACCACGCUGCCGAAAUUGAGAAGAAGCAGAACGAGUCUGAGAAUAAGAAGCUGCUGGGGACGGUGGUCCAGUAUGGGAGUGUGGUUCAGCUGUUGCACUUGAAGUCGAACAAGUAUGUUACGGUCAAUAUCCGGUUGCCGGCGUUGCUGGAGAAGAAUGCGAUGCGGGUGUAUUUGGACGCGAAUGGAAAUGAGGGGUCGUGGUUCUACAUUAUGCCGUUUUACAAGCUGCGUUCUGCUGGGGAUAACGUGGUGGUCAAUGAUAAGGUCAUCAUGAAGCCGGUGAAUGCCAACAGGCAGAAUCUGCACGUGGCGGCGAAUUAUGAGCUGCCGGAUAAUCCGGGAAGUAAGGAGGUCAAUGUACUGAACUCGUCAUCGUCGUGGAAGAUCACGCUGUUUAUGGAGCAUCGUGAGAACCAGGAGGACGUGUUGAAGGGUGGGGAUGUGGUUCGGUUGUUCCACGCCGAGCAGGAGAAGUUCUUGACGAUGGACGAGUACAAGAAGCAGCAGCACGUGUUUUUGAGGACGACUGGGAGAACCAGUGCAACGGCUGCGACUAGCAGUAAAGCGCUGUGGGAGAUUGAGGUCGUGCAGCAUGAUUCGUGCCGGGGUGGGGCCGGCCACUGGAACUCGCUGUUCCGGUUCAAGCACCUUGCCACGGGGUACUAUCUGGCUGCGGAGAUUGACGAUGAUAUCUCGCGUACGGAAAAGUCCAGCAAUUCUAGUCAUCCGCAGAGCGGUGAUUCCUUCCGGUUGGUCUCGGUACCGCACUCGACGGAUAUUGCGUCGGUUUUCGAGCUGGAUUCCACGACUAUUACGAGGCCUGAAGGUCUGGUUCCGCAGAACAGCUAUGUGCGGAUGCGGCAUUUAUGUUCUAAUACGUGGGUUCACGCCACAUCUGCCCCGAUCGAUAUUGACGAAGACAAACCGGUCAUGUCCAAGGUCGGAUGUUCCGCCGUCAAAGAGGACAAGGAGGCGUUUCAGUUGAUCCCGGUUUCUCCGGUGGAGGUCCGCGAUCUGGACUUUGCCAACGACGCGUGUAAGCUACUUCAAGCCAUGAGUACCAAGCUGGAGAAUGGAUCCAUUUCUCCGAACGAGCGACGCUCGUUGAUCGCUCUCCUGCAGGACAUUGUCUUCUUCAUCGCUGGGCAGGAGAACGAGCAGAACAAGGGUGACGCGCUGGAUCUAACGAUUAAUAACCCGAACCGUGACCGUCAGAAGCUGCUCCGCGAGCAGUAUAUCCUGAAGCAGUUGUUCAAGAUCCUGCAAGGUCCGUUCCAGGAAACAAAGAACAGCGACGGCCCGUUCCUCAAGAUUGACGAACUCGGCGAUCCGAAAAACACUCCGUACAAAAACAUCUUCCGCCUAUGCUACCGUAUCUUGAAGCUCAGCCAGCAAGACUACCGCAAAAACCAGGAGUACAUCGCGAAGCACUUUGGCCUGAUGCAGAAACAGAUCGGGUACGACAUCCUGGCGGAAGAUACCAUCACGGCGCUGCUCCACAACAACCGGAAGCUGCUGGAGAAGCACAUUACGGCCGCGGAAAUCGAGACCUUCGUCGGACUUGUGCGCAAAAACAUGAACAACUGGCAGAGCCGCUUCCUGGACUACCUUUCCGAUCUUUGCGUGUCCAACAAGAAGGCGAUCGCCGUAACGCAAGAGCUGAUCUGCAAGAGUGUCCUAAGUGCGAAGAAUGCGGACAUCCUGAUUGAAACUUUUCUGCGAGAAGUGGACGACGAGCGGUUGGCACAUCUUCAUGCGAUAGAGCGGGGAAACAAUCAGUUCACGGAGAUCCUUGAGGUGGACGAGAAUAGGGAAGAGGAUGAGUCGAAACCGGGGACACCCCGGAAGCAGGAGGAGAAAAAGAAGCACUACGAGGUGGUGCUGAUGUGGGAGAACCGAACGCAAUCCAAGUCCAUGAGCCGGCUCGCGCAGGGCCUGAAGGUUGGCCGCACCCAUGACAUGACCAUCCUGGACUACUACCGCCACCAGUUGAACCUGUUCUCGAACAUGUGCCUCAACCGGCAGUACCUGGCGCUGAACAACCUGUCGCCGCAUCUGGAUAUCGAUCUGAUUUUGCGCUGCAUGUCGGACAAGACGGUACCGUACGACCUGCGGGCGUCGUUUUGCCGGUUGAUGCUGCACCUGCACGUGGACCGCGACCCGCAGGAACCGGUUACGCCCGUCAAGUACGCUCGGCUGUGGUCGGAAAUUCCACCGGUGAUGUCGAUUAAUGAUUACGACAUCGAGAAGCAACCCGACAGCAACAAGGAAGCGGUCCGGGCCCGGUUCAACAAGACGAUCGCCUUCGUCGAGGACUACCUGUGCAACCACGUGGUGUCCAAGAUGUGGUUCGCCGACCAGGACCAGAACAAGCUGACCUUCGAGGUGGUGAAGCUGGCCCGCGAUUUGAUCUACUUUGGCUUCUACAGCUUCAGCGACCUGCUCCGGCUCACGAAAACCCUGCUCAACAUCCUGGACUGCGUGGGCGAAGGCGACGGCAGUGGCCUCCCGACAGGACACAUUGACUCAGCUUCUGGAGAGGACGGUGAGCCAUCAGAGGGUGCCACCAGGGAAGGCUCGGAUGAAGGAGGCGGAGGAGGAGGCCGUCGCGGGUCACGGCGGAUUAGUGCGGGUGAUCCGCCGAUCGCCCGGAAGUUUGCCCGUUCCGCGUCGACGGUGGCCGUGCUGGCCGCCGUUGAGGCCAGCAAGGCCAAAGACCGUUCCGACAGCCUGUCGGAGGCGGCCAACGAAAGCCGCCGAAUGAUUCUCCACACUUUGAUGCAAAAGUAUCACACUCCCGCCGCGCCCGAAGCUGAAGGUGGAGUCCUGCGACGAAUCGGAGACAUGGGCGCGGUCAUGACCUCCCUAACCUUGGGACCGAUCUCAACGGCCAUCGUGUCCCCAACCAUCCAGCAGCGCAAGUCCGUGUCGGCGUACAUGAAGGAGUACCCGCUGGUCAUGGACACCAAGCUGAAGAUCAUCGAAAUCCUGCAGUUCAUCCUGGACGUCCGUCUGGACUACCGGAUCAGUUGUCUGCUGUCGAUCUUCAAGCGAGAGUUUGACGAAAAUGCCGAUGCCCAUCAACAGCAGCAACAGGUCGUCCCAGCACCAGCUCCGGUUGUUCCGACGGAGAACUCCACCACCCCGGAAGCUACUCCGGACACCAUCUCCCUAGCGUCCACUUCAACCGCGGAAACCAUCCCAGCAACCACCACCGACGAAACGCAACCACUUCUGCCACCCAAAACCCAGAGUCAACCCCCGACUCCAGAAGCCGCCAAACCAGACCCCAAACUAGGCCCAUCCACCCCCGAGAACAUCAACCUGCGCCAGAAGAACAUCGACCUAGAAUCCAUCGGCAUCCAGGCCGAAGGAAUCUUCGGCUGCAACGAAGACACCUACAACCCGCUCGACCUGGACGGCCAAGGAGGCCGCACCUUCCUGCGGGUCCUACUUCACCUCAUCAUGCACGAGUACCCGGCGCUCGUCUCCGGUGCCCUGCACCUCCUCUUCCGCCACUUUAGCCAACGCCAGGAAGUCCUGCACGCCUUCCGCCAAGUCCAGCUGCUCGUGUCCGACAGCGACGUCGAGUCGUACAAGCAGAUCAAGUCCGACCUGGACGUGCUGCGGCAGAGCGUGGAAAAGUCCGAACUGUGGGUGUACAAGUCCAAGCAGUCGGACGAACCGGCGGAAGGUGGGGGUGAAGGGGGAGGUGGUGGCGAUGGGAACUCCAAGCCGGAUAAGGGUGACGGCAGUGGGGCUGGUGGGAGUGGGAAGGAUCACGUGAAGCCGGAGCUGGUCAAGCAGGAGUCGCAGCUCAACUUUGACCAGGGGCCGGAGCUGAAUCCGGAGCAGGCGCAGGAGUACAAGAAGAUUCAGCAGAUUCUGAUCCGGAUGAACAAGCUGUGCAUUACGGCGGGUCCCGGCGACGUGAUGAAGCCGCGCAAGCACGAGCAGCGCCUGCUGCGCAACGUGGGCGUCCACACGGUGGUGCUCGACCUGCUGCAGAUUCCGUACGACGAAAAGGACGACUACCGGAUGAACGAGCUGAUGCGGCUCGCCCACGAGUUCCUGCAGAACUUUUGCCUCGGGAACCAACAGAACCAGAUCCUGCUGCACAAGCAGCUCGAUCUGUUCCUGAACCCGGGGAUCCUGGAGGCGGAAACGGUGUGCGCCAUCUUCAAGGACAACCUGAACCUGUGCAACGAGGUCAGCGAUAAGGUCGUGCAGCACUUUGUCCACUGCAUCGAGAUCCACGGGCGGCACGUGGAGUACCUAAAGUUUCUGCAGACGAUCAUCAAGGCGGAGAAUCAGUUCAUUCGCAAGUGCCAGGACAUGGUGAUGCAGGAGUUGGUCAAUGCGGGGGAGGACGUGCUGGUGUUUUACAACGACAAAUCAUCUUUUAAUUACUUUGUGGAGUUGAUGAGGACGUACAGUAAUGGGGAGUUGGGCGAUUCUAGCCCGUUGAUGUACCACAUUGAGUUGGUUAAGCUGUUGGCGUGUUGUACGAUGGGGAAGAACGUCUACACGGAGAUCAAGUGCAACAGUUUGCUUGCGCUGGACGACAUCGUGGCCAUGAUCUCGCAUCCGGAUUGCAUUCCGGAGGUGAAGGUCGCGUAUGUUGAUUUUCUCUGUCAUUGCUACAUCGACACCGAGGUGGAGGUGAAGGAGAUUUACUCGUCGAACCACAUGUGGUGCCUCUUUGAGAAGUCGUUCCUCAUCGACAUCAACAACGUGGUCAAGGGGGGAACGUUCACGAACCGCCAGCUGGAGAAUUACGUGUGCAACGAGAUCAUGAACAUCCUGACGACCUUCUUCAACAGUCAGUUCUCGGACCAGAGUACGGCGUUGCAGAAACGCCAACUGAUCUUCGUCAAGAUCCUCCAGUCGUCCUUCAAGCUGACCCAGUGCAAGUGGCUGUCGCCGUCGCAGCGCUUCAACGUGGAAAACUGCAUCCGCACGCUCUCGGAGAAGGCCAAACCGCGCGGGAUCGCCAUCCCGAUCGACCUGGAGAACCAGGUCGUGAAGAUGUUCAACAAGACGGCGCUGCUUUCGCGCCAAACCAGCAAGUGGCUGCUGGUGACGAAGCAGACCAAGAUGGAGCGAUCGCAGUCGCAGAUCAUGCGCAUGGAUCGGAGCAUCAUCGAGGGACUGCAGGACAUUGUGUCGCUGCUGGAGGACAAGUUGAAGCCGUUGGUGGAGGCGGAGCAGUCGCUGCUGGUGGACAUUCUGUACCGGUCGGAGUUGUUGUUCCCGUUGAACACGGAGUCGCGGAAGAAGUGCGAGACUGGGGACUUUAUACGGCACUUGAUCAAGCACACGGAGAAGUUGCUGGAGGAGAAGGAGGAAAAGCUGUGCGUGAAGAUCUUGAAGACGCUGAAGGAGAUGAUGACGAUCGAUUGCGAUUACGGCGACAAGGGCGAUCAUUUGAGGGUGAUCUUGUUGAAGCGGUACUUUGGGCACGAGUUUGUGCAGCCAGCGCUGCCGGCGUCGCUUUUGGGAGGAGAUUUGCAGAAGGGAGUGUCGCUGCACGCGGUUAGUCCUGCGGCGGCGGCGGUGAGUUCGCCGUUGGCGACGGUUUCGCACGGGCCUGGGGCUAAGUAUUUGAUCCGGGCUGGGCGAACACUGCAUGAGGUUCAGAACGACCUGGACAAGGAGGGCGCGAGCGAUUUGGUGAUUGAGCUGGUGAUCAAGUCGAUUAGUUCGUCGUCGAUCUUCGUGGAGGCGAUCGAGCUGGGAAUUGCGCUGUUGGAGGGCGGCAAUCCGAUCAUCCAGAAGGGGAUGUACAACAAGUUCUUGAGCAACGAUUUGAGUCAGUCGUUCUUCAAGGUGUUUUUCGACAAGAUGAAGGAUUCGCAGCAGGAGAUCAAGUCGACGGUGACGGUGAACACGUCGGAUAUGGCCGCCAGCAAGGCGAACGAAAGCAAGACGGACGGGAAGGACUUUGACAAGUUCCAGCGCAAGAAUGUGAACAAGGUGAACGGAAUUGUGAUUACGGAUGAGUUCAAGGAGGAGUUGCAGAACGCGGCGUUGAUGACGCAGCAGUCGUACAUGAACGCGAGGAAUUUGGCGGCGGCCACGACGGACGGGACGGGUUCCGAGAACGGGGACGAUAAUGCGCUCAUGAGUAUUGGGUCGUCCGCGUUGGAGGACAUUUUGGCGGAGAAGCUAGAGAAGCACAAGGAUAAGGACGAGAAUAACAAGCUUUCGAACAAGGUGUUGGUCAUGCAGCCGAUUCUGCGGUUCUUGCAGCUACUCUGCGAGAACCACAAUCCAGAGUUGCAGAACCUGCUGCGAAAUCAAAACAACAAGACCAACUACAACCUGGUGUCGGAGACGCUCAUGUUCCUGGACUGCAUUUGCGGUUCAACAACCGGAGGUUUGGGCCUGCUAGGUCUCUACAUCAACGAGAACAACGUCUCCCUAAUCAACCAAACGCUGGAGACCCUAACGGAGUACUGCCAGGGACCGUGCCAUGACAACCAGAACUGCAUCGCGACGCACGAGUCCAACGGGCUGGACAUCAUCACCGCGUUGAUCUUGAACGACAUCAACCCGCUGGGAAAGAACCGCAUGGACCUCGUACUCGAGUUGAAGAACAACGCCUCAAAGCUCCUUCUAGCCAUCAUGGAGUCCCGCGGGGACAGCGAAAACGCCGAGCGCAUCCUCGCCAACAUGAACCCAAAACAGCUCGUUGACGUGGCCUGCCGAGCGUACCACCAGGACGAAAACAUCCUUCUUCUGCUCAACCAGAGCGACGGCAAUUCCGAGGACGGCUACAGCGUAAAGCACGAAAUCGGCGACGACCAGAACGAUGACGACGACGUGGGCGUCUCCCCCAAAGAGGUCGGCCACAACAUCUACAUCCUCUGCCACCAACUCGCCCAGCACAACAAGGAGCUCGCGAGUCUGCUCAAAAUCGACACCUACAGCAGCACCACAACCCCCGCAACUCCCCCUCCAACCGCGACGAACACAACCACCACCGGUCCCCUCCCCCCACCGGCCGCCUCCAAAGCCAACAUGAAAACCAACCAAGCGCUCAUGUUCUACCAAACCCACACGGCCCAAAUCGAAAUCGUCCGCCACGAUCGCACCCUCGAGCAGAUCGUCUUCCCCAUCCCGGAAAUCUGCGAGUACCUCACCAAGGACACCAAGGUCCGCGUGCUCAACACCGCCGAACGGGACGACCAGGGCAGCAAGGUCGCGGACUUUUUCGACCGUCACGAGGCCAUGUUCAACGAGAUGAAGUGGCAGAAGAAGCUGCGCGGUCAACCCGCGCUCUUCUGGGUCAGCAGCUACAUGUCCCUCUGGAGUAACAUCCUGUUCAACCUGGCCGUGCUGAUGAACCUGAUUGUGGCGUUCUUUUAUCCGUUUGAAAAUGGCGUGCCCGAGCUGAGCUUCCACCUGUCGUCGUUGAUCUGGAUCGUGAUGUUGUUUUCGCUGGCGAUCGUGAUCACACUUCCGCGGCAAUCCGGCAUACGGACGUUCGUGGUGGCGCUCAUACUGCGGCUGAUAUUCUCGUGUGGGCCGGAACCGACGGUUUGGUUGCUGGGCUGCGUCACGGUCAUCAUGAAGGGAGUGCACAUCAUCAGUCUGAUGGGGAAUUACGGCACGUUGGAGAAGAACCUGUUCAAGAUCAUCACGGACUUUGAGCUGCUGUACCAUUUUGGGUAUUUGUCGUUCUGCGUGUUUGGGGUGUUGCUGCAUCCGUUCUUCUUCUCGGUGCUGGUGAGUAGGUUACACGAGUUUUGACACGAUGCUGAGGUU
This is a messenger RNA of Culex quinquefasciatus (southern house mosquito), 8901 nucleotides long. RefSeq names its product inositol 1,4,5-trisphosphate receptor (gene Itpr). Gene Ontology annotation, biological process: calcium ion transmembrane transport. The record is from RefSeq and is a predicted model, not a curated record. Gene Ontology annotation, cellular component: membrane; endoplasmic reticulum. Gene Ontology annotation, molecular function: inositol 1,4,5 trisphosphate binding; inositol 1,4,5-trisphosphate-gated calcium channel activity. The transcript has 13 exons. Lineage: Eukaryota; Metazoa; Arthropoda; Insecta; Diptera; Culicidae. Bases 844 to 8886 code for a protein of 2680 amino acids.